Piliocolobus tephrosceles (Ugandan red Colobus) is the source of this 858-nucleotide messenger RNA. It is a transcript of the gene MRPS33, whose product is annotated as mitochondrial ribosomal protein S33. The transcript is spliced from 4 exons. Bases 272 to 592 code for a protein of 106 amino acids. Gene Ontology annotation, cellular component: mitochondrion. The record is from RefSeq and is a predicted model, not a curated record. Lineage: Eukaryota; Metazoa; Chordata; Mammalia; Primates; Cercopithecidae.
GGGCGGGCCUUCCGGGACGAGGGCGCGUGGGUGAGGAAGGUCAGGUCCAGAUGGGUUCACAGUAGAAGGCUCGAUCCCACCCCCCGCCAACCAGAGUUGGGAAAGAAGUGAAUCAGGAAGCUGAGAAUGCUGAAUGGAAAAGGAAGAACAGGCUGCAGAAGGUGGGAAGACAGGGGUGGACGUUGGAUCUGACAGUUCUACCAUUGCCAGCCUUCAGGUGGCACUAUUGACCGAAGAUUGCUUGGAACUCUAACUCCUUGCCACUCAAGAAAUGUCCUCCCUUUCAGAAUAUGCCUUGCGCAUGUCUCGUCUCAGUGCCCGGCUAUUUGGUGAAGUUGUCAGGCCUACUGAUUCCAAGUCUAUGAAAGUGGUGAAACUGUUUAGUGAACUGCCCUUGGCCAAGAAGAAGGAGACUUAUGACUGGUAUCCAAAUCACCACACUUACGCUGAACUCAUGCAGACACUCCGAUUUCUUGGACUCUACAGAGAUGAGCAUCAGGAUUUUAUGGAUGAGCAGAAACGACUAAAGAAGCUUCGUGGAAAGGAGAAACCAAAGAAAGGAGAAGGGAAAAGAGCAGCAAAAAGGAAAUAGUGUUGGUCCCUCAAGAGGGAGAAUUUCUUCCUCAGUGGCAGAGAGAAGAAAGUGCAUUUAUUGUCUUUCCACAUAUUGGAGGAAUGUCAUCUUCCUAAAUGAAGGUUAUUUGGAGGAACACAGUCAUCUCCUUGUUGAAAUCUAGUCCGGUUACAUUGUGGCUGGUUUCUUGAACACAGUCUAACUGUGCACAAUUAUUUUGGCCUUGGCCAUGUAAUGUGAGGUUUACCUGAUUCUCUAAUGAAAUAAAUACCUAAGUUAUUGUU